AUGCUUACUUACAAUACAUUUAUGUAUAUAAAUCAUGCACAUAGCACCCUCGACGAUGAUUUCGAUCCUCCUCAACAUAAUUUUACUGAAAAGGAUUCAAGUAGAUUUCUGAGUUAUGAAGCUUUUGGAAGUUUUGCGGCAUUCGUCGAGGAAUGUAAAGCUACCACAAAACAACAACCUCAUGAAACUGGUAGAUCAUACCCAUGA
Clunio marinus is the source of this 207-nucleotide messenger RNA. Lineage: Eukaryota; Metazoa; Arthropoda; Insecta; Diptera; Chironomidae. The record is from the annotation of a GenBank genome assembly.